UAAAAUUUGCAUAACCUGCCUUGAAAAACUUGGUUCGCUCAGCUGAUUAACGUGCUGUUUGGUGCUGGAAAGAAUGCCAUCUCGGCAUCUAGUAAGCGUCACUUUUCUCUCGAUCAUCUGUUACCGUGGUGCUAACGAUCGACGACGCUAGUCGAAGCUAGUUUGAACUUCAGCCUUACGGACGUGAUUUAUAAAGACGCCACAUCCCCGCGUGAAUGGCAAAGAUCCAUCGAGAAGGGCUUGUUGUGUGUGCUAUGUGUGUGGAUAACGUUUCGUUCGCAGCUCUUUCGUAAAAGCCUUUCAUUGUAGUAGCUCACGGUAGCUAAUGAUGACCGGUGAUGCCAAUGCCGACCGCUUGGCAAUAAAGUGGCAAUUGUAUUAAAACCAACCUUCGACUUUGUCGUUUCGUUCGUAAUCCAUUCCACGGUCCAUGUAUCUUGGACAAUGGUACGAAUUGGAGCGAUACGAGCAAGACUUCGAGCGAAACAUGGAGUGCGUAUCGAUCGUGUACCGGAGACUAGAGCCUACCGACAGGACGCGGAUGGAAGUAAACAUUCGUGGCUAUCUGCCAUUCAAUGAAACCGCCAAAACCUUCACCGGGACCGGUGUGUUCAGUGAAGAAUCGGUACAGGAUAAUGCAAAUGAUACCACCACCACCACAGUCACCAAUACGGUUGGGAAGAUGAUUGCUUCCUUUGGUAAAGCUUACAAUACAACCAAAUACUUGGUAGUGGAUACGGAUUACGUCAACUACGCGAUCGUAUACUCCUGUGCUACCUUUGCCGAGAUAAACCAGGCAGUGGAAGGCUACUGGUUGCUGUCUCGCACGCCCAAUCUACCCAGCAAUCCGCAAGUUCUCGAACGCGUAAAGUAUCUCCGAUCGACGUACUUCGAGCUAGCUCACAUACGUGUUACCAACCACACGGAGGAACUCUGCCCAGCGGAACAAAAGUUGCCGACAGAACCGAGUUUAGUCAUUUUACCACCACUGUAAGAUGGGUUGCGAUCGAGCGUCGAAACGCAUCAUCUCCCCAUCUACCACCUAGGUUAGUCCGCCAUUUCCAGAGUGUGUGUGUGGGUUACCAGUAGAUAAGUCAGCAUAAUCUAUGCACUAUCACAGUAUAAUAAAGAAACGAAUGGAAUGAAAAAACAGAAAAUGAAA
Molecule: messenger RNA, 1162 nt
Organism: Anopheles funestus (African malaria mosquito)
Lineage: Eukaryota; Metazoa; Arthropoda; Insecta; Diptera; Culicidae
Product: apolipoprotein D-like
Exons: 4
Coding region: 431-994 (187 amino acids)
Source: RefSeq, a predicted model, not a curated record